Molecule: messenger RNA, 6500 nt
Organism: Rhipicephalus sanguineus (brown dog tick)
Lineage: Eukaryota; Metazoa; Arthropoda; Arachnida; Ixodida; Ixodidae
Product: allatostatin-A receptor-like
Biological process (GO): G protein-coupled receptor signaling pathway
Cellular component (GO): membrane
Molecular function (GO): G protein-coupled receptor activity
Source: RefSeq, a predicted model, not a curated record
ACCCGAUGCGAGCGCGCGAGUUGUAACUUAGCAGACAACUCCAACUCUCAGCGUCGUCGUAUGCUCGGCGCCGCGGCUCCGCGUCGUCUGCUCCGAAGGGUGAUAGAAAGGGCAGAAAAAAGUCGACCGCUCAAUUCGUUUAGGCCUAAAUUGGACAAACUACCACUUAUAGACUGAAGAACGCCGCCUGGUUUGGAUUGGCUGUGCUCCGGACAAUGGAGGGAAUUACGGCGGAAUUACCGUGUCGUUAGACGCCGCUACUUCUACACCGCAUCUGGAGUAUCUCGCGCAAGUGUGGAUACAAGUUGGAUAGGACGUGAUACAAUACAUCCGUCGCUUCGAGGAUUGACGCUGCGAGUGUGUUCUCUGUGCAAAGUUAAGUUGUUUUUUUUUUUUCAUUGCAAGCGUAUUGCUUGGUGGCGGAGACACUUGUUGAUCUUGGGAAUCCUCUUAGAAGACUCAACGUAGAACUGAAAAAUUCGGAGUGCUAGCUUUCUUGCCGGCUACGAGGAAUUUGCAUCGUGUCGCAAAGGGUAUCCGGGAACAGUGGCGCAAUAAUGCAGCGACACUCCUUUCCUCCGUUGGGCUUCACUGCAUUGCGCUGAGCGAGGAAGCGGGCUUUCUGGCUACACCAUCGCGCCCAGGCGGCGGGACGACAAGAGGCUAACCCCUCUGUUCCCAAGCAGCAAAAGUCAUAGCCACACAAAUACACUACCAUGCACGGCUAUACCGAAGAGCUUUCGUACGCCGCCGAAGACCACAAGGGCGACCCCCAGCCACCGACGCCUGCCGGUACCGUAACUCACUAUGCCAGCUCGGAUCCAAUCAAGCUGCUGGCAACGCUCGUUAAACAGACCGCGGUCGCAGCGGCCUCGAACCUUUGCAACAGUACCGCGUCUUGCGCCGGUGUCGUCGACUCGAGGAACGCCAGUCCGGACGCGGCGUACCUGGACGGCGACGAGGACGACUUCUUCGAGUACCCCGGGAACCGGGCCGUCGAAGAGGUGUUGGGAAUCGUGGUUCCCAUCUUGUUCGGUGCCAUCGCCGUUAUCGGCUUCUUCGGCAACGCCCUAGUCGUGCUCGUCGUGCUGUGCAACCCGCAGAUGCGCUCAACCACCAACAUUCUCAUCAUCAACCUGGCCAUGGCUGACCUUCUGUUCAUCGUCUUCUGCGUCCCGUUCACCGGAUGGGACUACACGCUAAACUACUGGCCCUUCGGCGACGUAUGGUGUCGGGUGGUGCAGUACUUAGUCAUCGUGUGCGCGUACGCCAGCAUAUACACCCUGGUACUCAUGUCCCUAGACCGGUUCCUAGCCGUGGUCCACCCAAUCACCUCCAUGUCUGUCAGAACGGAGCGAAACGCGUACCUGGCCAUCCUCUUCACCUGGGUGGUCAUUCUGCUGGCCUGCAUUCCGGCGCUCUUCUCCCACGGCAUGAUCGUUCUCAACGACAGUUUCUCCUCCUGCACGUUCCGAGUGGACCUGGGCUACAACAUCGCGGCAUUCCAGAUAUCCUUCUUCAUGUCCUCCUUCGUGAUUCCGCUGGCGCUCAUCUUCAUACUGUACGUGCUGAUGCUCAAGAGACUGUGGUUCGGGGCCGCGCCCGGUGGCAGGGUCAGCGCGGAGAGCGUGCGAUCCAAGAAACGGGUCACCCGACUCGUCGUGGUGGUCGUCGUGGUGUUCGCCGUUUGCUGGUGUCCAGUGCAGGUUGUCCUGGUGCUGAAGAGUGUCGACAUCUACGGACUGCCGAUGAACCCUCCGCGCAUAGUGGUGCAGAUCGCCUCGCAGAUACUGGCCUACACGAACUCUUGCGUCAACCCAUUCCUCUACGCCUUCCUGUCGGACAACUUCCGCAAGAGCUUCCGGAAAGUGAUCUUCUGCUAUCGGAAGACGCAGGCGGCCGUCGGCUCCUGCCCGACCAGAACGCGAGGAGAGGAGAUCGACUUCGCCGAGCGGGAGACGCUCGCCAACCCGGCCAACAAGGCUCCCAAAAUCAUGAACGACAUCCUGUAACGUUAAGACGGCGGACGGUGCGAUGACUGUCGACAGGAAGCUUCAAGCACCGGAGUGUCUGCACUAAGGACACUGCAAUCCGUCGUUGGGCAGCUAGGUGCCGUGGUGUUGGGCAAAACGAGACUGACCGUCGACUGAAGCUUCAAGCUCCGCGAGUUUCUCAACCAAGGACGCUUCAAUCCGUCGUUAGGCAGCUAGGUGCUGUGUUGUUGGGCAAAACGUGACUUCAGUUUGUGCGUCCGGUCCAGCUCUGCCAACGUGACAACAGCAUUAGGGAAGUUCUUCGCCUGAAUGUACAUCGUUCAAUCAAGAUUCAGCCUAUACUGAGCAGUGAAUAACGCGACAGAGGUUCACUAUACCCGGUUACAACAUAAAAAAAAUGUGCGCUCAGCCCACAGAAUUAUAGUAACGCACCUGUCAUUCACCUGUGAAAGACAGUCAUGCUAGCUGGUUUCCGCUCGAACUGUAAGCGCUUUUACUCGGCUAAUGUAAAUACCGCACAUUAUUAAAAGCCUGUCGUUGCUGCCCAAAGCAUUACGUCUGGCUGAGCAUACGCCAGGAUCCCUGAUGAAAUUUACCAGGACGUUCGAGUUUCCGAUCUGAAACUAGCAACGCUAACGUGUCUAUAUGGGAAAGUAAACUAUCUGAAACAUUCGAGAAGUCUUUGACGUCACGAGUAAGCGCAAUUGGAGGGAACAUUUAUGAAGACUUCCUGUGGGAGGGACAGCGACGGCCUGUUGCCGGAGCUGACAUUUUUUCUGACGUCGUAGCCGACUAUAGCCAAUAGAAAGGCUAGCUUCUCCGCUUCACUGGCUAUUGGGACGUAACACCGGCUCUUCAAGACGCUGUAAAUCGCAGACGGGCCCAUCUGUGUCGUUAGAAAAUGCAACGGUGCUCUCAGUCACUCGGCCCAAUGAGACAUAAAUGACUGCUCGUUCAUCCGGGUGUUACGUAGAUUUCUGUAUUCCAUCGCAAUGUUUGAUGGUGCCUUUGGUGUAUUUGCGCGAUAUGAACAAAAACCUGCACAACCAAAGGCAAAGUUGAAGAACGCUUCAGAGACUGAAUACAAACUAUCUUUUUUUUUUCAGUGUAGAGAACGUUCUCUUGAUGCCCUACUAGUGAGUUUGACCGAGAUGAGAUAUCCAAUCGCCGUAUCAAGUUGACAACAUAACCUAUCAAACGGACGAAACACAAAAGAAGGAAAUAUGGUAAUUUACCAUGUUCGAAUGACGUCUGCGCCUCCAAGGUUGCUUUAUUCUUAAGAUUCGUAACCUUUAAAUGAGACUCUAUGCAUCCGCAUGCUUUUGCAUGAUAACCAAAAACAUCGCACAUACUUCGGUUAAGGGAAAGUGUGAUUGUGAUCGAGGUGAAAAAGCCCAUUCCACAGUGGUGUUUUACCCAGGAGAGGCGAAACCAAGUUGCCUCAUAGGACUAAGAACAGUUGUUAACAUCAAGCCUGAUAUCAUUGUUUUGUGAACUGAUGAAGCGGAUCGACACAACCACACUUUCUUUGGCUGCCGUUUAUGAUGCGCAAAAAGUUACAAUAACACUGUUAUUAUUGGGUCACCGUCGAUCGUAAGGUUAAAAAUAAACGGAGAAGGGCAUGCCUCAUCAAAAUACUGGUUCCAAUAAGGACAAAGCAGCUGCAUCAGUUUUACCAAGCCCACAUGAAAGCGGCGAUGAGCUAUUAUAUCUGCAGUCCAACGUGUACAGUGGUACUGCGAAGAAAACCCAGGCUUGAGUGGUCAGUGUAAAUAUGAAUGUUUAUAUCCUCGAACCGAGAUCGCUGCAAUCACGCACCCUCCAUUAUGCACAGAACACACGAUAACGUUAAGCAGCUAUCCCCGUGUACUCUCCCGUACGUACGACACGUCAAGUGCUUUUAAUUAUGCUCGUAAACGUGUGCAUUACCUGUUAUUUGACCAACCUUCUUGCACUUUUUGAAGAUGUUUACGUGUUCAUAUGCUUAGAGCACGUUUCUCAUUGAGGGCGAGCUUUAGAAGAUGCAAAAUGCAGGAAUGAAUUGCUGAAUUUGUAUUUCCCACUCGGGGCGUACUGAACAGCAGAUUCAAAAUUGGUUCAUUCUAACUCCUGUUCCUCCGUAUACCUUUUCAACAGCUAACUUGCUAUGAAUGUUUUCCCAAGUUCCUUAACACACGAUACAGUAGGCGCGACAGGUGACAUACCUCUGGGAUAGACACCAAAAAUCAGAUCAAAUCGCGAAUCUGUGCGCAUACACGAUCAACACAGGAACCUAGUGCUGAAAAUUGAGACAGCUAACGAGCAAGGUACAGGCGCUUUAAUGUAUUAUUUUCUCACUUGCAGUGAAAUGUACUGUUUAUUGUUUGACAAUUUUGCAUUAAGUAUGGUAAAUUUUCGCAAUAUUCAUGGUGAAUAGAGGAGCAAUUUUGUACGCGUUCUGUGACAGAACGAAACGAAAAGUCACGAGAGGGAGGCGCACGGGAGGGGUCGAGGUUCUUCUAACGGUCAGACGUGAGAAUAGCAAUCGGAAAAGGCAGUGCUCUCAAUCAUUUUGGCGAAAAACGGGCACGUCAGAUAGAACGGAUAUAGAAAGGUCUCCGGACGACUUGGAUUGGAUCGAAACGUAAGCGUUGGGGCCGGAGAAUCGAAUUAGCCUGCUUUGUGUCUGGCACACUCCAAUAUUGCACAGAGAGUUUGCGAAAAUUGCAAACAGCACCCCCCCCCCCUCCCCACCACCGAACGACUCGUGAAAUUGCGACACCACCUAGCGCCCACUCAAGACAUUAACCCAAAUAUAUAGGUAAAGUCAUGGCGCUCUUCAAUUUCAAGCUUUGAAAAAUAAUGCCCCCCAAUAGUGACGUUCAGCUACUAAAUUCUAUAUUUCUUCAUGCGCUGAAAACAUUUCUGAACUCCCUCAGCUCGCCUAUUGGCUGUUUCCCUCCUCUCGCCCUCUUGUGACGUUUCGUUCCGUUCGGUCAAAGGACGCGUGCAAGAUAUCUCCCCUGGCUAACUCAAGAAUAAGGCAUUUCGAUGUGCUAGUUGGGUCCGUCACGUUAUAACUCACUAUCUUGUAAAAUAUUGCUGUGGGCAAUCGGUAAACAAGUGGUAUUGUCUACUUCAAGGCAGCAACAAGAUGCCUUGUCUUUUUCAGUUGCUGCCUUGCAGAACACAAAGACAACUUGUCGAAAGGCUGGCUUCAGCGAUACGCCGUGUUCAAUGAUGCUUAAUCUCUUCAAACUUCCAUCUACCCCUAAAAUUUUGCCACGCUUCGGAAGUGGAAGGUAAAUUGCUGAAGCCUCUACGUAACUGCUUCCGGAACUUAUCCACUGGACACCGGCGUCCUUCUGGAGCCUCUUCUGCUCUGCGGACAACUUACAGAAAGAAACCUGUUCGCAAUGGACGCCGUACCCUCAAGAGCCUAUCCUCUAGGUGGACGUCUGAUAAGUGCCGCUCUUUAAGUUACCAGUGCUAAUCUAUAAAUGGCAUGUGCUACCUUAUCAACCUUCAUCCUUCUACUGAAUGCGUGUCUUCUACCCCGGGACGCUACAACCAGGUCUUCUUUUCACGCCGUAUGGCGCCGUGCGUGUUGUGUACUAGUGUCCCAUCCAGGACUAGAAUGGUGGAAUGUUGGAAAACCUUCGUAGCGUACAUGGACAGGCAGUGAAUGUGUGUGCGUGUAUGUGUGCCGUUUUAACUUAUCUAUCGUGGCCUAUGCCGUGUUCAUGAAGAAGAAGACGAAGAGGAAAGAAAAAAAAAAACACACACCAACGUCGCGCUCCUCGUGACCUGCAAUUCUUGCGCUGCUUAUAAAAACACACAGUGUCAUCUCGGUGCUUCAACUGUGAUGAAAGCCAUGUAACUUAUAUUUUCUCUCUCUCUCUCGUUCUCCCUACAUGUCUGUGUGAGAAAUUCCAUAGCAUUUCCAAGAGUGCAAGUGUUCGUGUUCCGAUGCCAAACAUAAACGCUCUGUGUAUGCCCUCUAUGCUUGUGCGGUGUUUUGUUCAAAAUUAAAUUUUGCACCUCGAUCGUCCAAUGGAAACGAAAAAGAAAGAUGUUAUCUAAAUAAUGUUAUCUAAAUGUUAUCUAAAUAUCGAGGUGCGGUACCACUAGCUAUACUUUUUUGCUGUUGUUACCCACAAUACAUGUAUGAUGUGGAGGGUAAAAAGCCAAAAUUAAUGAUGUUACAUGAAGUAAAAGAAAUAAGCAUAUGGACUGUUUGUUAUCUUAGGCGUUUAUAGUCGAAGGUAUAACGUAAAACUGUGUUCCUUGCUAUGGCAAGAAAAAAAAAUAUGUGAGAGACAUACCUGAAAAGUUGUUACCGCCUUGUUGAAUGCUUAUUUCAGGCAACCUGGGAGAUGGAGUCUACAGGAAGAUACAAAUGAAACAUCAAUAAAAUAAUCAUGACAGCGUAAUUGUUUCUCCCUACUUGUACAAUACGGAAGGUUAAAAAAAAACAAAAGCAAAGCACGACGCAAUGAUGCCAAGAAAGAAAACGCCAAAAACUGC